This is a messenger RNA of Malassezia restricta, 2760 nucleotides long. Its product is annotated as 26S proteasome regulatory subunit N1. The coding region runs from base 1 to 2760 and encodes 919 amino acids. Gene Ontology annotation, molecular function: enzyme regulator activity. The record is from RefSeq and is a predicted model, not a curated record. Lineage: Eukaryota; Fungi; Basidiomycota; Malasseziomycetes; Malasseziales; Malasseziaceae. Gene Ontology annotation, biological process: regulation of protein catabolic process; proteasome-mediated ubiquitin-dependent protein catabolic process. The transcript has a single exon. Gene Ontology annotation, cellular component: proteasome regulatory particle, base subcomplex; proteasome complex; proteasome storage granule.
AUGGGACGCGACGAAUCGCAAGCCCAAAAAAUUCCCGUGCUCUCGCGGGAUCCUGAAGUGAAAGAGGAUGAUAAGCCACAGCAUUCGAAGGAGCUGCGCCCAUCAGAGAGUAAAGUCAACGACGAGCUGAGUGAAGAAGAUCAACAGCUCAAGACCGAGCUGGAGAUGCUCGUCGAGAGACUCUCAGAGGACAAUACACAAAUGCACCGACCGGCGCUCGAGGCACUUCGUAACUUGAUUCGCUCAAGCACAACGUCCAUGACGUCUGUACCCAAACCGCUCAAGUUCCUGCGUCCACACUAUGACCAGCUCAAGUCAGUCUACGAAAAGUGGAUGACAGCCAACAACGAAAAAGUGCUAUUUGCCGAGAUCUUAAGUGUGUUGGCCAUGACAUACUCAAAUAAUGGAAAGCAUGAAACGCUCAUGUUCCGUCUGCGUGCUGAUGACAUGCGUUCGUCGCCAACGACGGCCGAAAACCUGGGCGAUUGGGGCCAUGAAUACGUUCGGCAAUUGUGCUCCGAGGUGGGCGAAGAGUAUAACACGCGCCUAGAAAAAGAACAAGAUACAUCAGAGCUUCUACGCUUGGCAUUGCUGGUGGUGGAAUUCAGUCUGAAACAUCAUGCUGAGAUUGACGCUGUGGAUCUGUUACUGGAGAUCGAGGCCGUGGAUCAGUUGCCGCAAUAUGUUGACAAAGACACAUUCGAGCGAGUCUGCUUGUACUUGGUGAGCUGCGUCAAUUUGCUUGUUCCUCCAGACGAUAUCAUGUUCUUGCGCACAGCGCGUACGAUCUACCGCAAUCACCAGCGCUACUAUGAAGCUUUGGUGAUCAGCGUGCGUUUGAUGGAUGCUGAUCUAAUUCGGGAAGAUUUCUGGUCCCCGAAGAACCCGACUAUGCAGAAGCAAAUGGCCUUUUUGUUGGCGCGUCAGCAAAUUCCCUUGGAGUGGAUUCAGAACGAGUCGGAGCCUAUCACGGAUCAAGCACUGCUGGACUGCUUGUUUCAUACCAACCUUUCAUCUCACUUCAUCAAUUUUGCCAAAGAACUUUCAGUGUAUGAACCCAAGACGCCAGAAGACGUGUGCAAGACAGAAUUGGAAACGUCGCGCCCGGCGGGUGCUGACUCCGCACGUGCAAAUCUUGCCAAUGCUUUCGUGAAUGCGUUCGUGAAUGCUGGGUUUGGAAAUGAUCCGCUUGUGGUUGGAGCCGAAGAGGGCGAUAGCUAUGUGUACAAGACGAAGGACCACGGCAAGCUCUCCGCAGCAGCUAGUGCCGGUCUGAGUCUCAUGUGGGACACAGAGCUGGGCCUAAGCCACAUUGACAAAUUUACUUACUCUUCUAACGAAUUUGUUAAGGCGGGUGCGUUGCUUGCCUACGGUAUCCUACACAAUGGCGUGCGUACAGAAAUGGACGCGCCGCUCGCGCUUCUCUCUGAACAUGUGGAAAGCAAGAGUGCGCCCUUACAGCAUUCUUCGGUUGUAGGAUUGGGUCUGGCCUAUGCCGGCGCGCAUCGCGAGGAAGUAAUGGCACUGCUUCUGCCAUACGUGCAGGAUGAGUCAACUUCGAUGAGCACAGCAGCACUGUGUGCAUUGGCCCUUGGAUUUGUAUUUAUCGGAUCAGCGCACGACGAAAUCGUGCCUAGUAUUCUGCAAACCAUGAUGGAGCGUGAUCCUUCGCAGCUGGAUGACAAGUGGAUGCGUUUCAUGUCACUCGGUUUGGCGCUCCUGUUCCUUGGUAAACAAGAUGCAUCUGAUGCGACGAUUGAAGCGCUCAAAGCCAUUGACCACCCAGUGUCUCGUGAGACACAAAUUCUCGUGGAUGCAUGCAGUUAUGCAGGCACAGGAAAUGUGCUCAAGAUUCAGACACUUUUGCACUAUUGUGCUGAGCAUGUGACGAACGAGGCCAAGAAAGAAGGUGAUGACUCACAAAUGGCCGAAGAUGCUACAGAGGAGUCGCGUGAUUUGUACCAGGCAUUUUCUGUGCUUGCUAUUGCGCUUGUGGCAAUGGGCGAAGACGUCGGUGCUGAAAUGACACUAAGGCACAUGUCCCAUCUCAUGCACUACGGUGACCCAGUAAUUCGCCGGACAGUUCCAUUAGCCCUCGCCCUUUUGAACCCAUCGAACCCGGUGAUAUCUGUGCUGGAUACGCUGAGCAAGUACUCUCACGACAGUGACCUCGACGUGGCUGUGCUGUCCAUCUUCUCCAUGGGUCUCGUGGGUGCUGGUACGAACAAUGCUCGACUUGCACAGCGUCUCCGUCAGCUGGCGAGUUACUAUGCCAAGGAGCCGGACUGCUUGUUCGCUGUUCGUGUCGCCCAAGGUCUUGUGCACAUGGGUAAAGGCACACUGGGCAUUGAUCCGUACCACACAGACCGCCAACUGUUUAGUUACACGGCCGUUGCGGGCCUGCUGUCCACACUGAUAAGUCUCACAGAUGUGCGGAACUUUGUGCUCGACCGCUCGCAUUGGAUGCUGUUCUUCUUGACGGCUGCGAUGCGACCACGCUUCCUGAUUACCUUGGAUGAGUCACUGGAACCUUUGCCUGUAUCUGUGCGUGUGGGUAAGGCUGUUGAUGUGGUGGGUCAGGCGGGUAAACCUCGCACCAUUUCUGGCUUCCAAACGCAUACAACGCCUGUGCGGCUUGGAUCACACGAACGUGGUGUUCUGGGAACGGAAGAAUACCUUUCUUACACGCCGAUCAUGGAACACUUUGUCAUACUGCACAAGAACCCGGGCAGUUCGUCGGAUGAUGCGACAAACAUGUAG